Messenger RNA from Bombus terrestris (buff-tailed bumblebee), 6686 nucleotides. RefSeq names its product bestrophin-2. The coding region runs from base 2904 to 5015 and encodes 703 amino acids. Gene Ontology annotation, molecular function: chloride channel activity. The record is from RefSeq and is a predicted model, not a curated record. The transcript has 9 exons. Lineage: Eukaryota; Metazoa; Arthropoda; Insecta; Hymenoptera; Apidae.
UUCUAUAAAAGACAGGUAGAGUUUGCGUGUACGAUACUCUUGGCGCUUGAUUGGUCGCGAUUGUGCCUAGUGCUCGGGAAACUCACGACCAGCUGUGCUUCAAAUUCCGUAAAAUGAAUUUCGUUGUACGAAGCGUGCGCAGGGUAGAAGGACAAAGUGGGGCGUAGGACGAUCUCAAGGAUCUUUUGAGCGUCGCUCUGUUCCUUUGUCAUGAAAUUACGGCUUAACGCUCGAAGAUACGGUACCCGAAAUUUUUGACCUGAACAGUUCUGUUACCGAAUCUCUUCUGCGUUAGUUCAGUUUUACCAAAUCAAUGAAAUGUUUCGUUUCAGUGUUACAAAGGUCUUAUGUUUUUAGAGUAGUCAACAGAGAAAUUUCCAACUCACGUGAUAAGGAGAAGGAUCACUUUACGUCAACAAAGAACAUGCGAAUUUUAUGAAGAUACAGUGAAUCAUGAAUCUUUAAAUUGUGAUUGAAUUAAGAAAACUAUUUUUCGUUACUGAAUAACUUUUUUUACAUUUCGGAGCAAAAAUAUUUAUUUCCAUCCGUGUGUGGUGUUGACACUGGUGAUAAUCCUGGUCCUGCUCCGUGUUACCUGCUUGAUAAUGCAUUGUGUGUAGAUACAAUAAAGGAGCUACGUCAGAAACAUUAAUUCGUUGCACAUGUGUGUUCCAUGCUUUCCCCUCUGCGUCAUUCUGGUUUCUCCAGAAUGACUAUGCAUACACGUGCUCGUUGCAUUUACAAGGACGAAAUUAGAACCUUUCAAAGGUAGUGUCAAAAGUGGUGAUCAAUAUCACGCUUUUCCUGGAUGCAUUAAUGACUUUAUACUUUCUAAAUAUAUCGAUCGCAUGUAUCAAUUGACUUUUUAUGCUAUAGUUCUAACAAUUUUUCUAUCAAACAGCCGACUUUCGAAAAAUUCUAGUGCAAACUUAUUGCUCAUUUGUAAAAACCACGAAAUACAGGCGAAACGAUGGCCGUCAAUACGGUAUAACAAAUUCAUACACAAUAUUGGAAAGAUAACAUUUAUCAGUUUGCUACCAUUAAUCUAAUAAAGGGAUGCUUGUAGAGGGACAUCUACAACCUUAUCACGGUGUCGAGUGCAGACAGAAUAAAGUCCCUAUGUGAUUCUGUACGAGCGAUAUCGAAAGUACUUUAGAUGAAACCCUAAUGUCGAAUACGAAUAUAAUUAAUUUUAGAGAUAAAGCUUAUCGUAACAUUCAGAAACCAGUGGACAUACUAAAAAUAAGGAAAGUAACAUUUUAUGCUUCUAUUCGAAGAAGUUCUAUACUAAGAAUGUAAAGCAGGUCGGCGGCACGAUAACAGACUACUUACCUAUAACGCGAUAACGAUCCACGUACAAGGUUACAAGUCAAGCUUACCAUUGCGAUUACUGCAAUGUUCUGUUAACGAGGAACGGAUAGAAAACGCAUCUUGCGUAAAGCUUGUGAAAUAUAGAACGCAAAUGAGUCAUUGCACCGAGAACGGAAGUGAACAAAGGCUUGGUCAUUUGGCAUAGAUCGUUAGUGGGGAUCAGAUUUAGAAAAUAAUAUGGUGAUCGAACGAAUGCAAUUUGAUAGGAGGUGUGCCUCGGGUGUUUGAGGAAGAUCGGAAUGAACGGUUAAACUUGUCUAUCGCGUACGAUUUCCACGUGACUUUUUACUUGGAAGAUGAAUGAUGCGAUGAUCAAACAUACCACAUAGCACGCGGUUUGUUCAUUGUGUACUAUUGAAUUUUUACUAAGUGAUUUCUAUAUAAAGAAAGAGAUAAGACUGGUAUCAAAGACUGGUGUUAUAAAAUGUGUUCGUUUUUUAGUACCAAUAAGUUAUCGAUAACGAGCGUCGAUUACCACUUUCAUCGACAUAUCUGGCAUUCUAAGCUCACCUGUGGAACUUGCUAAGACGGAGACAAGCCGUAACGUUUCGGUAUUACCUCCAACCGGGCGGCUUUUCAAACGUAUUAUCGGUGUUCUUGAGCGCGAACGUAUACCGGAAACGACGUUCGAAUUGUCAACGACUCGAUGAAAGGAGCCAGUGAAGUGCCAGUGAAUUAUCGAUAAUACAUACGACGACAAGCACCAUUGUGUUAACAGCUUAAGGAUAAUAGUAGGUCUAAACGACUAGAGGUGUAACAACGAGGUAUUUAAUAGUCAUGUACCGACGAUAACGUGUUACAGUAGGGUACUAUACGAAAUCAUUUUACUUGUUCAACGAAAAUAACCAUUUUUAUCAAAGAAAGAAGGGGAGCGAAAGCGCGGCGACUUGAUACAGUGUCAACAUAAUUCGUAGGAUUGCAUCGACCAUUUUCUUUUUCCUUCAAACGGCGGGUUCCGUAGAGGAAGAGUAGUAUGUGAAAAGUGAAUCGAAAAGAAAACGAACGAAAGCGCGGUAAAUUGAAAGUGUGUCGCGUAACUCACAAAAUAUCGUAUUAAUUGUUAAAAUAUUUUGUACCUCGUUAACUGAUAUCGUGAUUGCCGUCAUCUCUUUCUGAUAGAGCGUACCGCGAGGACGUUGGCGCGUCAAAGAUUUCAAACGAAAAACAAUUUCAUCGAGUAACGUCGUUUUCGGUGUCGUGCGAUUGCAACGAAUUACAUAAUCGAUUGACGAAGAGAAAAAGAGACAGCAAGACACGCGUAAAGCAUAUCGAGAAUGACCUUCGUAGCCAUCUCGUUUGUCUGUCUAUCGUCGAGGGAGAAGAACCCAGAGAUAAAGUGGUACGCGAUUUAAUUAAUAACUUGUCGUAAUUGUCAGACGGAAAAAAGGUGAAAGAAAAGGACGCGAUACGCGUGCCAGGAGAGAUGAUUUUAGCGAGACAACGUUCUAGCGAGAAUAUCGGUGAGAUCUUCUUCUAAAGGAACUGCAGUUGGUUAUGCCGUGUUUCUCAGCACAGCAGGUGUAUCGUGAGAGAUGACAGUCACUUAUACUGCCGAAGUCGCUACCUGCAGAGGUCUCGGUUGCUUCCUAAAAUUACUCCUAAGAUGGCGAGCAAGCGUAUACAAGCUCGUCUGGUUGGACCUAGCUCUUUUCCUCUUCAUAUAUUAUUCGCUGUCGAGUAUUUACCGACUGAUAUUGGACGAAGAACAAAAGAAGAUAUUCGCAGCCAUAGUAGCAUACUGCAACGCGUACAGCGAUCUAAUUCCGCUGUCUUUCGUCCUGGGCUUCUACGUCAGUAUUGUUAUGACCAGGUGGUGGAAUCAAUACAUGGUGAUACCGUGGCCAGACUCAAUCGCGGUUUUCGUGUCAGCCACUAUUCACGGCAACGACGAGAGAGGUCGACUAAUGCGCCGAACUAUCGUCAGAUACGUGUGCGUUUGCUUAACGCUAGUACUGGCGAUGGUCUCGCCCCGUGUGAAAAAACGAUUCCCCACGUUAGAGCACUUCGUAGAGGCGGGUUUGUUGCUGGAGAACGAGCUAGUCAUAUUCGAGAGUCUGAACACAAAGUUUCCUAAGCCUAGCAAGCAUUGGUUACCAAUAGUAUGGGCGUCAAGUAUCGUGACAAGAGCGAGGAAGGAGGGUCGGAUUCGUGACGACUUCGCCGUGAAAACAUUGAUAGACGAGUUAAAUAAGUUUCGCGGCCUCUGCGGUAGCCUCAUGCACUACGAUACUAUUAGCGUUCCUUUAGUUUAUACUCAGGUAGUUACGUUAGCUGUGUAUACGUACUUUUUAACAAGCGUGAUGGGUCGGCAGUCGGUGACCGAUGCAUCGCCGAACAUCGAUAUGUAUUUUCCAGUAUUCACAACGCUGCAAUUCUUUUUUUAUAUGGGUUGGUUGAAAGUAGCUGAGACUUUGAUUAAUCCGUUCGGCGAGGACGACGAUGAUUUUGAAGUCAAUUGGAUAAUCGACAGAAAUUUGCAGGUGAGCUACCUUAUCGUCGAUGAGAUGCACCACGAGCAUCCGGAAUUAAUCCGCGAUCAAUAUUGGGACGAGAUCUUCCCUGCGGAACUUCCGUACACGGCGGCAGCGCAGCCCUUCCGCGAGGAGCAUCCGGAGCCAUCCACGGCUAGAAUUCAGUUAUCCGCGGCGCAGCAAGAACUUCAACCAUCUUCGGUCAGAAUUGAUGAAAUGGCAGGGGACUAUCAACAGAAGUUCCGCCCUGACAUGGCCGACGACGCCGCGUCUGGUAUACAUUUCAUAGCGACUGGGAAAAUGUCAAGGAGCGCAACCGAGAGUGGUAAAAUAGCGAGAAGCGCUAGCAGAGUAAGCAAUCGGGACCGUACCAUGAGCGGAGGCUCCACUCCAAGCAUCAUCGGAGAAUCUCUCCCAAGAGUCAACAGCGUCACCAGCGUGCUGAAACGAUUAUUCAGUAAAGACGAUAGACCAGAUGGCGGUACAUCAAGUGGGACUAAGACACCUGGAAGGCUUGCAUCUUCUAGUUCGGCCGCUUCGCUACAAAAUAGAGCCGUUGCAGGAGGAGGCUCGAUGAGGAUCGGAGUAAUCAAGGAAGAAGCGGACGAACAGAUGACGUUAACGUCGAUGAAGUCGGAGAAGAGACCCCACGUGCAGAGCAUAUUUUCGCCGGGACCACCACCUCCAAGUGCUCCCGUCGCUGUUCCUGGCAUGGAACACUCACGAAAUGGAGAGAUAUUUUCGUGUAGCGCUCCUGUAACUGGUGGUGUGUUAAGGGGAAGUAACGGUGAGAUUGUCAACGACAGGAGAUACGGGUCUGAUUCAAGAACACAACGUACUUCACAGUCAGCACGAUCGAGCAUUGCUUACGAACCAGCAGCCAGCUACGUGGACAGUGUUGCGGAUGAUCUUAUAAGCAGCGAUAGUUCAUCCGCUAGCGUUAACUCCGAUGACGAAUUUACAAAAUUGAAGACAGAAAGAGAAAAGCAAAGACGUGAUAAAGUAGAACGAAGAUUGGCUAGGAGCACCAGCGGCCGCAAUAACUUAAUCAGUGGAAAUUCGAAAAGUUCCAUAGACAAUGAACAUCUUCUGUUAUCAGACAUGGCGAAUACUUCGCGUUUAUCUAUGACGCAGGGAGAUGAUAGUAAAACAAUCGAAACUGAUCGUCUUUAGCGGAACUAUUUAUGGCUUUACUUUGAAGUUUAACUUUAAUUGCACAGGAUAUUAGAGGAGAACUUAAAAAGAAAUAAAUGCACAAAAGAUUUUUACGAUGUUUAAAUAGAGAGACUACCGAUUAGUCGUAUGAUCGGAGAAAGUACAUGAAUUUUGGAUCCACUUUUACGACUAGCAAGGUUGAUUCACAUAUUCAAGGUUCACUUAAGAUAUUUGUGUAUAUACGGAUUUUUUAUUAGGAUGAGAGAAAUAUUUGGUGAUAAACGAUCUACGAGUUUGAUCAUAAUAAUUGACCCUAAUCUGAGAAAGUAUAUAGAGGUAAUGGAAACAUUCCCAUCAUGAAAAGGGAAAGCUAUUCUAAAUGAUCAUGUUUACAUAUAUAUAUAAAAUGAACAAAGUUGCUGCGCUUGAAUUGCUAUUGUGAUUUUGUGUAUAUCGUAAACAUAUUCCCAAUUUUGCUGAAGCAAACGAAAGUUCAUGUGCUCUAUUUUUAGCGAUUGGUAUGAAGGAAGACGAUUGCUUUCUAAUAAAUAUUACUUAAAGAUCGUGUAAAAAGAUCCAAAGAUUACAUACGUAAGUGCAAACAUCGAAAGUUAUUACCGCUGUAUUUAACCAGUGGAUUUGCUACAUGUACCGGUAUACCUCUCACUUCAAAUUUUACGUAUCAAAGUUGACAAUAAUUAUUGAGUCGUUGUCAUCGAUUUAAACUAUAAUGAUACAAUUUUAUAUAUUUACAUUUAGUAAAUGUUACGAUGUGAGUCGUAGUUGCCUCAUAUGUAAAGAAGAAAACGUAUAAAAAAUAGAGUUAAUGCUUUAACUUUUAAUUUGUAAAUUAAGUAGUUGUUAACGUAAACUGAGAAAACAGUUUCGACUCUAUUCUUCUUGUUUUAAAACGUUUCGCAAACUGAUCGCUCGUACAAGAAGUUUCCGAAAAAAUUAGAAGACAUUCGGGACGAAGAAGAACCUUUGUACUCUGCGAAUUUCAAUUAUUACGAAUAUAUUGAAAGUGCCUGUCUUGUGCCUAUUCUUAUACGAUGAAAAAGCGCUAUUUAACACUUGUUUAUCGUUAGAUAGCUUACGGUCCUAUUGCUUUGCAUAAUAUGUGAUCGAUAUUACGCUCAAAGUUAGUGCUUUUGUACAGCAACGUGUUCGAGCACGCACAUUCCAGAAAUCAAAGAAAUUUAAAUUUUAAGAGAGAAAGUCUAUGAAAUGAUCGUACGUCCAUAGGAUAAAUUUAAUUUAAUAUUUUUCUUAUGUUCGUACGUACUUAUAAUAUCGCACACAUUUUGAACAUACUAUAUAUAUAUAUAUGUAUGUAUAAAAAAUAGGAAAAAUGAAACUUUCUGUAACUAUCCAUUAAGCGAAAUUUCGAGUCUAGCCAGUAUAGCAAUAAAUUUUGUAUGUAUUUAGAAGAAUUAACAAGAAGUUAAAGUACGAUUUGUGAAUAUCCUGUAUAUCGUGUACAUAUGCAUGUACAAAAGCUUAUACGUAAGUUCACGCUAGAGAAUGUGUCUUUCAUUUUGGAAUUACAUUCCAGAACGCAAAUAAAUCUGAUGGUGCUCAUGGCUAAGCGUUUCGUUCAACAGUAUUACGGUAUCGAAGACGUAUGUUCUUGGAUUCUCACAGAAAGAGUUGAUUUUCUUCUGAAUAAAUAAAAGUAAAUAACAAGCA